This is a messenger RNA of Argentina anserina (silverweed cinquefoil), 1615 nucleotides long. Its product is annotated as F-box/FBD/LRR-repeat protein At5g22700-like. The record is from RefSeq and is a predicted model, not a curated record. The transcript is spliced from 4 exons. Gene Ontology annotation, molecular function: protein binding. NCBI's taxonomy places the organism in Eukaryota, Viridiplantae, Streptophyta, Magnoliopsida, Rosales, Rosaceae. Bases 83 to 1513 code for a protein of 476 amino acids.
AACAUCAUCAACCUCUUCAUUUCACUCAAAACUAGCAGCGGAGAUAUCUCUGCUCUUCUCUUGGUCGAUCCACCCAAACCCAAUGAAGAGAAAAAGACCAACCUUUCAGGUUGAGAACAAUGGUAAGAGGAGGAGAAGGAAAUGUUGGGAUGAAUACAACAAGUUGGACAGGAUCAGUGCAUUGCCUGAUGACAUUCUUGUUUAUUUAGUGUCUCGCUUGCCGCUAAAGGAAGCAGUAGCUACCAGUGUCCUUUCUAGGCGAUGGCAGAAUGUGGGACUGUCUACUAAGACCCUUAGGUUUGAUGCUGUUGACUUCUCAGUUUAUAAUAAUUUCCGGCGCUACUGGCCAGACCGACCAGAAGAAUUUAUAGAGCAGGAGAGCUGGAAGUACAUCAAUUGGGUGAAUCAUGUGCUGCAACAGCAUAGAGGCAAACAUGUAGAAGAAUUCAGGGUUAGCUUCUGUCUAGAUGGUCGCUUUUCAAGUUCCAUUAAUCGAUGGAUUCAAUUUGCAAUGGAAAAUAGAGUUGAAAUGCUUGAAUUGGAUUUUUAUCCAGAAGCUUUUCUGAGAUUUGGAUUUGAAGAUUAUAAGUUUCCUCACAAACUGUUGGGGAUUUGUAUUCCAAGUCUGGGCUCUUGUGGGUACAAUAUUGGUUUUAAGUCCCUUAAAGUUCUUCAAAUCCGACAUGUUGGUGUGACUGGAGAAGUCCUCGAGUAUUUCCUUUCCAGCUGUCCAUUACUCGAGAGAUUAUCAGUGAGUUACACCCAAGAUUUAGUCAAUUUAAGAGUUAUUGGUCCAUCAAUUGCAUUGAAGUAUUUGGUGAUAAAAGAUUGUGAUAAUCUGAAAAGCAUUGAAAUCAGAGACGUAAACAUCGUCUCAUUUAUAUAUUAUGGAUACCGUUCGACAAACCUGGUUAUCAGUAAUGUACCAUUGCUUACUGAGGUAAGCGUUUCCAAGGAGACUUGGAAAAAGGAAUUCAUAAGGGACUUUUUCACCCAAUGCUGUCUUUGUAACAUAGAGAUUCUGAAGCUGCAUAUCCAUGGAGCGUCCUACGACGAGUAUCCUGCGUUACCUCUAUUAGCAAGUCUGAAGCACUUGGAAUUACAAGUUGUAGCAAAUUAUAAUAGGGCACUUCAUCAUUUAUAUACCUUCCUUAAGUCAUCUCCAUACUUGCUGAGACUUGUAUUGAAGUUGCAGCUGCUACAAGGGGGUCCAUCAUGCCCAGAAAUUGGGGACAUUAAGAAAGCACCUGAUUGCCCCCAUAAUCACCUCAAGGUAGUAGAAAUAGCUGGCUUUCGAGCUCAUUUAUCUGGUGUCGAACAUGUCAUGUACCUAAUAAAGAAUGUUGCCUCACUGGAGAAAAUUGUUAUUGAUCCUGUACGGAGAUGGAGAUAUCCUCCUAAUGGAGUGAAUAGGCCAGCUACAGAACUCAAUAAAGAAGUCGAGGCUAGAUAUCAUGCUAGCCAAAACCUUAAACCAAAAAUCCCUGCAACUAUAGAAUAUGUGUGCCUUUAGUCGUCCUUCUGAUCUAGAAUUGGCUUUGUAUGUAUGAUGAAUAAUCAGACAUGUCAUGUUCUAUGUAAAGAUGAGUUAUUUAUAGAUUAUACACCUUUUAUU